Molecule: messenger RNA, 9770 nt
Organism: Astyanax mexicanus (Mexican tetra)
Lineage: Eukaryota; Metazoa; Chordata; Actinopteri; Characiformes; Acestrorhamphidae
Product: zinc finger protein 1035
Exons: 4
Coding region: 430-9015 (2861 amino acids)
Source: RefSeq, a predicted model, not a curated record
CUGCAAUCUGGGUGUCACGAAAAAUUCCCGGGCUUGUGCACAUUGUUUGGAGAAUGCGCAGCGUGUAUGAGAGGGACUAACGACAUAAUUUAAUGAUUGAACGGAUUUAAGACGGUAAUCCACGCGUCGCUGUGGACGGGGAGGACCGGAGGACGCCGUCAGCCCCCCCGGCGGUGACAUCCCGGCUGCUUUUGGGGUGCUGAGGGACGGCAAAGCGAGAGAACAGCACCUUCCUCAAGACGACGAGACCCACUGAGCUUCAUGGCAGCAGUAGUGUGGAGAUGAUUGAGAUGAGAUGGAUGUUUGAGCUGAAGCUGAGGCACAACAUGUUCUUCAAACAAGUGAAGUGCAACCUUCCCACUGAUUCGGCUGAAUGCAGUUGGGAACUAAAGAGAUCUGCUGGUGUUUACUGAACACUCCACAUAAACAAUGGCUCAUGGAUGGAACACAGAUCAUGAUUCUGAGACUCCAUCUGAUACAGAGGCUUUAAGAGUGUCAGAGUCUGAUGAGAGCUUUGGACAACGUAUUGAUGAGCAUACUGCAGAAGAGAACCUUUCGAAUAUGGUGGUUUCUGAAACAUUUCCAACAUCAAACUGUUUAAGACCUAAACCCGAUUUACUCCAGAGUACAUGCCAUGAACCACCAUGGCAAGAAGGAGGGAAACUGGUCGAGUGCACGGAAGGUCAGUCAGAGGAUAUCAAAACAAAUCAGCCUGGUAUCACAAAAAAAGAAUCCUCUGCUUUGACUGCCAAAUCAAUUUUGACAGGACUAAGUACUGGUUUGUUGGCUGGUAUUGACGGUUACUCAGAUGUUAGCAGCUGCUCUGAGGCGGACUUUGAAUGCCCUUCAAAUGACGUUAACGAAGAAAAGCCUGGCCUGUCUUUAGAAUGUCAAAAGAUAGAGCAUGUUAAGGAAAGGAAUGAAUUGGAAAAAGAUACGUCUACAUCACUGCAUACUGACAGUUUGCCUAGUGCAUUGACAGCAGGUGAUGAAGAAACGGCAAACACCACAGAUUAUGACAACAGGGAACCCCAUGAGUCAGAUUGUGAGAGUUCAAGCGGUAAUGUGAAUAAUGUGGCAGAUGAUGGUAGCCUGCAGGAGAGGGGUUUCUCAGAUCCUCAAGAUCAAAGCUUAAAUAUCAUUAGCACAGAAGAUGAAAAUGUGUGCGUUUUAAAAAGCGAUGAACGCAUAACAGACAGCACCUGUCUUACCCAGAACACGGAAUGCAGUGCUGAAGAAGAACACAGGAAAGACACAACUGAUCUUACCUUAAACAAAGAAUGCAGUGCUGAAGAAGAACACAGGAAAGACAAAACUGGUCCUACCCUCAACACAGAAUGCAGCAUUGAAAAAGAACACAGGAAAGACAAAACUGAUCUUACCUUAAACAAAGAAUUCAGUGCUGAAGAACACAGGAAAGACAAAACUGGUCCUACCCUCAACACAGAAUGCAGUGCUGAAGAAGAACACAGGAAAGACACAACUGAUCUUACCUUAAACAAAGAAUGCAGUGCUGAAGAACACAGGAAAGACAAAACUGGUCCUAUCAUGAACACAGACUGUAGUGCUGAACAGCUGCUUGAAGACAGAACUGGCCCUACCCAAAAAACAGAAUGCAGUGCUGAAGAACUGCUCAAAGAAAGAUCUGGUCCUAACCUCAACACAGAAUGCAGUGCUGAAGAACACAGGAAAGACAAAACUGAUGGUCCUGUCCAGAACACAGAAUGUGCUGCUGAAGAGCUCCUCAAAGACAGAACUGGUCCUACCCAAAAAAUAGAAUGCAGUGCUGAAGAACACAGGAAAGACAAAACUAGCCCUACCCUGAACACAGAAUGCAGUGCUGAACAGGUGAAAGAUGAAACUGGUCCUACCUUGAACACGGGAUGCAGUGCUGAAGAACUUCUCAAAGACAGAACUGGUCCCACCCUAAAAACAGAAUACAGUGCUGAAGAACACAGGAAAGACAAAACUGAUGGUCCUGUCCAGAACACAGAAUGUGCUGCUGAAGAGCUCCUCAAAGACAGAACUGGUCCUACCCAAAAAAUAGAAUGCAGUGCUGAAGAACACAGGAAAGACAAAACUGAUGGUCCUGUCCAGAACACAGAAUGCAGUGCUGAAGAGCUCCUCAAAGACAGAACUGGUCCUACCCAGGACACAGAAUGCAGUGCGGAAGAACCCCUCAAAGACAAAACUGGUCCUACCCUAAAAACAGAAUGCAGUGCUGACGAACACAAAAGAGAAAUAACUGGUCCUACCAACAACACAGAAGGCAGUGUUGAAGAAUCAAACAAGGAUUACAAAGAAACUCUAACGGCUAUGAUUAGUUCGGUUUGUGAUAUGGAUUCAAACAGCGAAAACAAGCUUGAGAAAAAGACCAACAUUAAUGGGGAUAAUACAUGUAACCAAAGUUCCGACGAGUUUGAAAAGGUCAACGGAACCUGUGACUCUCCUGACACUGAGAAGAGUGCUGUAAACAACAUGCCUCCCACUGACCAAACUGAGGGUCAUUGUUUGUCCAACGGUCAAGAGGUGCAACACAGCAGUUUUGAAUUCCUACAGUCUUGUUUUGGGUUAAACACAGAUCACAACCCUCCCUUCUCCAGUAGUCCAGUUCCUGCAACAUUAGACCAACAUGAGAGAUCGUCUUCAGAACCUGAAGCAUCUUCAGAGUUUGAACAGGAGAAUGAUUGCAAAAGAGGGCAAAGAAUCAGUGGCUUGGAAGUUGAGACCAACAUUGUUAGAGAAGUUUCUUUAGUAUCCUCCCAGAAAUUAAUGAAAAAACUGCAACCUGUUGUGCUUGUGCAGACCUCUGAUAUAAAGGCGGAUGAUGGAAAUGUAUACCAUUGUGUGUGCAAAAAGAAUUCCCAAACAUUAGACGAACUUAUUGAACAUCACCACUGCGCACACAGUCAGUGUAAUUUUCAAUGCUGUGUCACCUGUGAAAGGUACUUUUCCAGCGAUGCUUCGGCAGAGCAGCAUGUUUGCGGGCAGUUUCCCCCAGAUUAUUCAGUGUCGCACAAUGAGCAGUCUGAAAGAGCGGUUGCAAAUUAUACAUGUAGAUACUGCCUAAAACCGUUUGUCAAAAGAUAUUAUUAUCUUAAUCAUGUACAAGGACAUAGAGCUGUCACAAAAUAUCGAUGUAGGUGUUGUGGUUUGUACUUUCCUAAUGAAAGUAAGCUGAGCCGUCACAAACGAAAGAUCAGAUGUUUACCUUUAGUACUAGAACCCCUGGAGUCUAAAAAAAGUUCAGAAACGAACCUAAAAAGACCAGUUAAACCCACUGCCGUACUUGAGGUUGAUGGCUGUCAGAUUUAUGACUGUUUUGUGAAAGUGUUUGACAUAAACGAGAAGGACCAGUCCUCUCAAAAAAUAACAUGCCCCAUUUGUGGAAAGAUCUUUAGGCUUAGAGCACAACUGAACGCACACCUCAGAGCCCACUCUGAUGAGAAGCCUUUUAAAUGUGACAAAUGUCAAAAAGACUUCAAAUAUUUCUGGAAUCUAAACAAGCAUAAGAGGGAGCUGUGUCCUCAAAAGAAACGUCAUUCGUUACCUGUGCCAGCCAGUAAGGCAGACGUGUUCCCUUGUCCCUUGUGUCCGAGGGAAUUUAGGCAUUCCUACAACACCAUCCGGCAUUUGCGUGAGCAGUGUCUGAAACUUUAUAUUCGGAAAGAAAAAGGAAAAGUUGGUGGCAGGUACAAAUGCCCUCUGUGUCCUGAUACCUUUAGCAUGGCAUGCAAUCGAAGUAGACAUGUUAAGAAAACUUGCUUUCAGAGAUUUAAGACCAACUGGCUUGGUAACCAAAGGAAGACCAUGGCAAAGAACGCCAACGCCGAUGACUCCAAUAGAGAGGUUAAAAGUGAAAAGAUGACACGAUUUGGGUGUAAAUUAUGUCCGGCUACAUUUUUACACAAAACUAGUGUCUGGAAACACACAAAGCUAAAACAUGGAUUGCUUAAAAAUACUUCAAAGCCGGUUGGCAAACAGUCAAGCUCCAAUGACCAAGGACCUGAAAGUCAAAAGUCUCCCCAUGAGGCCUCAAGCCGAUAUUUUACAUGUCACUUCUGUGAAAGAUGCUUCAAUGCAUCUGAAAGAUUGAGGAAACAUUUACGGUUACAUGUGGGGAAGAAACCUUACCGCUGCUUGGACUGCGGUAAAAACUUUGUGAGGCGCGGGAACUUAAUAGCUCACAAAAGUGUUCACAAGCGAAGGAUAGAGUGUUCUGUCUGUAGGAAAAUUCUUCCCUCCAUUGGAGAUUUGUUAAAACACAGACAAUCCCACAGAAAGAAGGGUAGUCUUCAAUGCCCUGAUUGCCAGAUGCAGUUCAAGUUUCCUGUGUACUUUCUCCGACAUGUGGCAUCACACACAAAGACUAAACCCAAGUCAGUCAAGUCUCCACCUGAGAACCAAACUGAAAAGACAGAGGAAAAGACAAAGAAAAUUCACGAGGUCUUCAGUUGUGGCAUAUGCCAAAAGCAAUUUGAUGACUCCAAAGCCAUGAGUGACCACUGUCUAACCCAUAUUCCAAAAGUGCUUGUUUCAAAAUGUCAGUUCUGUAAACAGCAUUUUCCAAAUCCAAAUCGAGCUACGUUGGCUCGGCACAUGCGUAUUCACACUGGUGAAAAACCUUUUGUUUGCAAGGAUUGUGGAACGCGUUUUGCCCGAAAGGAAUACCUUAAAAAUCAUAAAGAGAAGUGCCGAAAACCAGAAAAAAAGUCAGAUGAACAGGGAAAAAAAUUAAGUUGCUCUUACUGCCUGCGUAUAUUUUCUUUUGUAGGCGGUUUGAAACUUCAUGAACGAGCUCAUAUGGCUAACAGCCUUGUGCCGUGUUCAAACUGUGGGAAGUUUUACAGAAAGAAGCACAUUAAACAACAUGUGCGGAACUGCAAGGGGAGUGAAUCUCAGCCAACAUUCAGGGGAAGGAAAAUAAAAAAUGAGAAUAUAGAGAAAGAUUCAGAUGUGAGUCAAAGUGAUUCAAAAGAAUUUGGCAAAAGGAUGAAGAGGAACUUUCAGGAGAGUUGCCCACACUGCCCCAAACGUUUUCAGUACAGAUGUUACCUUCAGAGACACAUUCGUUCUCACGUGGAGACAAAGAAAUAUUCAUGUAUGCAUUGUGGCCAGAAAUAUGACAGCGAAAAGCUGUAUCUGGAGCAUGAGGCCUUCUGCGAAAAUGCAUUAAAGGAAGAAACCCAAGCAGUGUCUUUAGAUUCUUCAAACGAUGGGGAGCUGAAGUGCAGUUUUUGUACAAAAUCCUUUACAAAAGCCAGAAGUCUCAGGAGCCACAUUCUUACACACACAGAUGUCAAGCCGUAUCGCUGUAAGGCAUGCGAGAAAAGUUUUUCCCGAUUUGAUCAUCUGAAACGUCACCAGACAAGUUGUAAAGGCAAGAAACAGCAACUGGAAGUACGAAUUGAGAAGAUCAAUCUUGAGCUUUUGGGCACAGACCUGCAAACUCAAGCGCAGAAAUCCAGCAAUGUUUUUCAGUGUAAUGUUUGCUCUAAGAAGUUAUUCUCCCAGAGCAAUUUAACACGGCACAUGGCCCUGUUACAUUCUACAGAAAGUCCUUUUAUCUGUAAAUACUGUGGAAAGGAGUACAGCUCCCUUGGCACUUUAAGGAGGCAUAGUCGUACAGUAAAGUGCAAAAGGUCCUCAGGAGAGAGCUUGAAAGCACCAGCGUCAAAUGCCUCUUCUGAACCACGCAGAGAAACAUCUAAACUUUUGCAUCGCAUACAGGAUUCCUACUCAAGUAACUUUCGGUUCCACUGUGAAUACUGCCCCCGCCAAUUUAAAAGCCAAGCUAGCUUGAUUACGCAUACUCGUCUUCAUACUGGAGAAAAACCUUAUGUAUGUGCCAAUUGUGGAGAAGGCUUCAUCAGAAGAGACUAUUUGCAGCGGCACACAGAAAGAUGUCGAAAAAAAGUAGGAAGUCUCCAAAAAGUGCUUUGCAAAUGGUGUUGUGGAUCGUAUACUCAAGGUGCACUUUAUAAACAUCAGAAAAAGUGCAUUGUUAAAAGUAAAUCUCGUGCCUCCACCCAGUCAACCAGCACUUCAGAGGUAAAGGGGUUUACCUGUGUUGGGUGUAGUGAAAGAUUUUUGUUGUUUUCCCAGCUUCAGCAGCAUCUUCUGACCAAACACAGAUCUCAAGGUCUACAGAAGUCGGAAAACCCAGAGAACCAGCAGAGUGAUAUGAAGGCAAAUCCAGUAGAGGAAGGGACUGUCAAGAGCCUGCGGAGCAGCAGUCAAGUGUGUGAAAAGACUAAACCCUAUGAGUGUCCAACUUGCAGUAAGAAGUUCAUAAACACCAGCGGACUAGCAAUGCAUGUACGCACUCAUACAGCCCGGUACCCGUUUUCUUGUGGUAGAUGUUCCAAAGGGUUUUGGUGCAAAUUGUUCCUGCAGAAACACAAGCGAAAGUGUAAGAGCCCUGAAGUCCUUCCAGACAAGGACCCUGAUCUGGAAAAUGAAGCUACAUCAGAAUCAGAGCUUAAUGAUUCUGUUCUUGUGAUUAAGAAAGGCUGUAAAUCGACCGGGACUGGAGUACUGCAGACCAAGUUUUCUUGUAAGGAUAAUGAGAAAGAUGAUGUAGUCCACAAGUAUCAGUGCUCCGAGUGCGAUCAAAGUUUCACAGAUGGCCUCAGACUUAUAAGUCACCUUGAGGACCAUGGCCGUGAAGAUCUGGAGCAAAGAUUUAACAAGAAGUUCAGAUGCAAACUGUGUAGUAAGACUUUUGACCAAGCUGGGAGGCUGCAGUACCACAUGAGGACCGACCAUCAGGAAAAAAAGUUUCCUGCUUCAUGUCCACAGUGCCGCAAAGUCUUUCGCUGUCAAUCGGAAAUGGCUCUCCACAGGUCUUAUCACGAUCCUAAUCGGCCAUUUGUUUGCGACACCUGCAAGUUGAGGUUUUGGACAGCUAAAUCUUUAAAAGUUCAUGAAACCGUUUCCCAUCUAGAAACUAAAACUGGCAAUGCAAAGGAGUCUAGCAAGAAAAGAUCUGCCAAGGUUUUUACAUGCGAGCACUGUAGUAUAACAUAUACAUCAAGACAGUCAUACUGGAGACACCGCAGAAAGAAACACCCACAAGAAAGUUUAAAAAGUCGUGAGGCAGAAAGUGCCCCUAAGCAUCAAGGCUCGGUGAAUGAGGAAUCUGACGUCAGUGAUGCGGGGAACGAAGAUGGAAGUGGUGACGAUUCGGACUCCGCUCCUUAUUUUCCUUGUCAUGUCUGCGGUAAAACAUUUGUGACCUCAGAAAGUCUUGAGGAUCAUCAAAGAUGCCACCUUGGCGAAAAGCCCUAUGAAUGUGAGGAAUGUGGCAAAUGCUUUUUCCAGCUUCAAAACUUGCAGCAGCAUCAGCGAAGCCACAAAACUGAGUUUCAGUGCAAUCUGUGUGGCAAAGGCUGCAUUUCACUCGUUGCCCUGCGCAAGCAUAAGCACUCUCAUGGUAAAAAACGACCUCAUCGAUGUACAAAGUGUCAUUUGAGUUUCACAGGAUCCUCACAGCUGGCAGAACACAUGCUCACACAUCGUGAUGAAAACUUUCCCUGUGACCUUUGCGACAAAACAUUUUCCUGCAAAUCAAGCAGAGCAGAGCACCGCAAGUCCCACACUCAGCAAGAGGAGGAGCUCCCUCCCUUAAUCUCACCCACAAAGAAAAUUUCUCCACCAACAACGCCACCAUCACCACCACAACCACCUCCACCUCCACGACCACCGCCACCAAGAAGUAAAAGACUUGCAGAAACGUCCUUGGAAUUCCACUAUCACUGUGAAAUUUGUCAGCUUCGAUUCAGAGAUCCAGAACAGCUAUCGGAGCAUGGCUGCCAUCCAGCACGCGAGCGUCCAUAUUCGUGCCCUGAAUGUGAUAAGCAUUUCUUGCAUGGCUCUCACUUAAAGAAGCAUCAGCUUUGUCAUCAGCUGUCUGGACAAAGGUCUUUUCAGUGUAAAAGUUGCGACAUGAGUUUCAGGCACCAACAUCAGUACUUGAGCCACAUGCGGAAGCAUGGGGAUGAACCUUUAGACUCCGAGGUCCAAGAAAAAGAGACAUCGUCUGACACCAACAAUCUAGAUCAGGACAAAAUUUACAAAUGCCCAAUUUGUCCUGAAAGGUUUGCUCAAGCUUUAGAGCUAGCAGAUCACCUUUCGGUCCACUCGCACAUGUGCAGUGUUUGCAAAAAGACUUUCCCAACCAAGCAGAAGCUUGAGGAGCACGAACAAUGCCAUGUAGCUGCAGCUACGCAGUACGAGUGCACAGAGUGUGGAAACAGCUUCCUUGGCAGCGAUUCCUUUCGCCAGCAUAACUGUGCACGCAAGAAACGCUCGUUUUCAGACACUCACCACGGACAUUCAUCCAAGUCACCUCCUAGCAAAAAGAGAGCUACAGAAGCUGCAAUUAAAGUGGAGGUGGAGGAGGUGGAUGAGGAGGAGGAAGUUGACGUUGGAGAAGAUUUUUAUAACUGUCCCGUCUGUAAUAAACGCUUUUCUUCUAGCAACAACUUACAGGACCAUCAAAGGCUGCAUGAUAAUUUCCGUCCUUUCAAGUGUCUGGUCUGUGCAAAGGGCUUUACGAAAAAGAAAUAUCUCGUGCAGCAUCAACACUUGCACGACGAGAGUCCAUAUCAGUGCGAGUUUUGCCCAGAAUCGUUCAAAACUGAAUCACGUCUUAAGACCCAUCGCCGAACUCACGACGAAACGCGAAAACACACGUGUUCCGUGUGCAACAAAUCAUAUCGCUCACCAUCUGAACUCUCGAAACAUGCAAGGAAACAUCCAGAACUGCAGGACCUUAAGGAAACAAGUGGAGACUUUAGAUGUGAUAUGUGCUACAAAUCUUUCGCUACAUUUUCCAAUUUGGUAAAGCACCAGGAAACUCACGUUGGCCAGGUUGUCUAUGAAUGCACGGAGUGUGACAAAGCUUUUGCAUUUCUGAAUCUUUUAGAAGAACAUCAACAAACUCACGCUGCUUCUAUAGGUGUUCCACAGUCUUCAGCGCACAUGUAUUUUCAAAAUCCCGUCUGUGAGUAGUGUACAGUAAAGUAUUUCCUGCAAUGCAGGUGAUUUUUAAGUUCUGUAUGUUAUUCAGUUUUCUGAAAAUAGAGACUGCAGCUUUUGUAAAAUCACCAUUGUAAAACUCUGUACUAUAUUUCUUUUUUUUGUUAUCUGUAUAUAUGCAAGCAGUUCCUUUUUUUAAACAUUGCAGUUCUGAGAACUACUUGCUGAAAUUCUAUUGUUUGGCCUUCACAAGUUUUUUUUUUUUUUUUAAUAAACUGAGGUGUUGGUUGCAAAGAAAUUUAUGUGACAAAAAAUAGGUUCUGUUCAAAUGUUCAGUCCUUUGGGGCUCAGAUGGAGAGAAAUCCCUUAAGAAAUGUUUUGUCCUUACGUAUAUUGCCCUUUUGGACAAGUUAACAUUUAAUGUCCUUUUUUAUAUUGUUUAGAAUUGCUAUGUUGCUUCCUGAUCAUUGGUUUUAGCCAAUUAUCUAAUACCUCUGAUUGCAAAGUUUUGAAUAGCAUUAUUAUGAAAUGAUGAAUAUUGUGUAUAUGCCUUGUGUAUGUUAAAAUUUGUUCUUUGCACCUGUUGGUUUAUUAAUAUUUUUUGGCUUAACAGGUGUUUAUAAGUUCCUCCCAAGCACUUGAUUUGUUGUCACUCUGUAACGAGAGAAACUACUUCAUACAUUUGUAUUAAAGUCUAUACAGUAUGCUUAUGUAAAUCUUUUUUUUUUUUAAUACUGUGUUUACUGUGUACACAAUUUUCAGACUUAGACAAUAAACCAAUUUGAAUA